Molecule: messenger RNA, 669 nt
Organism: Fusarium coffeatum
Lineage: Eukaryota; Fungi; Ascomycota; Sordariomycetes; Hypocreales; Nectriaceae
Exons: 2
Coding region: 1-669 (222 amino acids)
Source: RefSeq, a predicted model, not a curated record
AUGAGUAAUUCUUGUGAAAUCCCCCAAGGUCGGGAGUAUGCCAACGAAAAUGUCAACGACGACCCACCAAGCGCAAGUGCGCUAACGGCCGCCGACGCGAUUGAGGUCUUUGAUGAAGAGGGCAAGAAACAUACCUUCAGAAGCAUCUACAAAAGACCAGACCUGCCAAAACGUGUUCUCGUCGUCUUUGUCCGCCAUUUCUACUGCUGCUCAUGUGUCCAUUACACCAAAUGGCUCGUCGAAAACGCCACCCCAGAAAAGCUCCAAAAGCUCAACACAGCAAUAAUCAUUGUCGGCCACGGCGACCCAAAGCAAAUAGAAAUGUACCGUCAAGAAACAGGCUGGCAAUAUCCCAUCUACACAGAGCCCUCCGAGAAGAUAUACAGCACUCUGGGUAUGAUCAAGACAUGGAAAGAUGGGCCGCCGAAUAAUUAUAUGCCUCAUUCGUAUGCUUAUGCUGCGUAUUGGUCGAUUAAGCUGGCGAUUUGGAGAUUCAUGCAAGGAUACCCGGUGUUUUCUUCUGGUGCGCCGAAUUUGCAGGGCGGGGAGUUUAUGUUUGAGGGGGAGGGAGAGGAGAGGGUUGUUACUUGGUGUCAUCGAAUGAAGCAUUCGAGGGAUCAUGCUGAUACUGAUGAGAUUAGUGAGGUUCUGGGGUUGAAUAAGGUAUAA